CCAUUUCUAGUUUAGAUCGCCAUCUGAUAAACUACCAUUAACUCAGUCACAGGAGCAUUACCUACCUUCACCUGCGAAGGAAGAAACCGAACAAGGAGGAGAGAGAGAGAUGACGCUGGGAGCGACGUCGCAGGCAUACGGAGAGCCAUCGUACUGGGACAAUCGGUACGCUCAAGAGACAAGCCCAUUCGAUUGGUACCAAAAGUACCCUUGUUUGUCCCCACUCCUCCACCUCUACCUCCCCCCUCCUCCUCAUCUCCACCGCGUCCUCGUCGUCGGCUGUGGUAACUCUGCAUUUAGUGAAGGAAUGGUUGAUGAUGGGUAUAUGGAUGUUGUCAACGUUGAUAUAUCCUCUGUUGUGAUUGAUGCCAUGAAGAAGAAAUACAGCAACCGUCCGCAGCUGAAGUAUAUUAAAAUGGAUGUCCGAGAUAUGAGUGAAUUUGAAGCAGGUUCCUUUGAUGCUGUUAUUGAUAAAGGGACUCUAGAUUCCCUCUUGUGCGGCAGUAAUUCACGUCUAAAUGCUGCUAAGAUGCUUGAGGAGGUUGGAAGGGUCCUCAAGAAUAAAGGAGUUUAUAUUCUGAUCACAUAUGGAGCACCAAGUUAUCGUUUACGCUUGUUGAGAGAAUCAUGGUCAUGUACAAUAAAACUUCAUGUGAUAGAAAAACUUCCGUCAAAAGAAAGUUCUGGACAUCAGAAAUGGGAGCUGACCUCUUCUAUUCCGUUGGAUGAUGAUGGAAGCUCGUUGGAAGCAGCUCUUGGAAAGAAUCCAGAUGUGCAUUACAUAUAUGUUUGUAUCAAGGACAAUUCAUCAAGGCCAGGCUUGACGCAUGAAACGCCUCUGGAUUGAAAAACGACGCCUCGAGUCCAGUAUAUUUGGAUUCUUUCUGUUCUACUGGAACUCACUGAAAGUCUUGUCUUGAGGUUGGCAAAUGUGGCUUCCUCUGUUUGUUUACUGUAACUAGGUCUUAAGCAAUCAUCUAAUUUAGCCCUUUUCCUGUCGAGAGUUGUAACUUUGAUUGGUUUUCACAAGUCUAUGAUUAUUACAUCAA
Molecule: messenger RNA, 1049 nt
Organism: Rhododendron vialii
Lineage: Eukaryota; Viridiplantae; Streptophyta; Magnoliopsida; Ericales; Ericaceae
Exons: 9
Coding region: 110-847 (245 amino acids)
Molecular function (GO): S-adenosylmethionine-dependent methyltransferase activity
Source: RefSeq, a predicted model, not a curated record